UAUUAUAAUUCAUGUAGGCUAUAGUUACCACAAGGCUACCACUAGCCUACUUAUUAUCUUGAACGAAUUGGCGAAACGUGGGUGCCUUUAUACUUUUAUUGUAGAAAUUAUAUUAGCCUUUAUUAGGCCUACAGGAAGUAAAAUCUAAGUAGAUCUAUCUAGAUCUAGUAGAAGUAGAACGAAAGGCCUAGAAUGAUACUAGAAUCUUCAAACUAGCUAGAUUCUAGAUCCCCUUGAUUUUUCCAUUGACAGAAGUUAACGAUGAUGGUUUCUAUGUUUGAAAGACAGCAAGCGAAAUGUAAAGCGCCUUUAAUUGUCAUGUUUCUUUUUGCGCGUAAAAGCAAGGCAAACCAAAGAAGUGUAGAGUGUAGGCUAGGCCUUCAACAUUUUUAUUUUUGAUAAAAGAAGGGAGAUCACGCACAUCAUUUCUUACGAAAUCAUGCCGCGACCUUUCGACGAGUUGACACAGCAACAGUAGUUCUAUGGCUCAUGCCUUGAUCACAACGACCUUCUGUCAUCAUUUUAAUCUUUUAAAAAAAUGUAUCCAACAGAAGAACACUUCCCUUAAUUAGAUCUAGAUCUACAGACAGGAACAUUGUAGGCCUAUGCUUGAUAUCUCGAUUUCAAAGGGCUUUGGAUUUCAAUGGAAGACUUCUACAAUAACUUCUACUUCAACUUCAAGAUCAAGUACUUGGGCGCUAACUUCUAGGCUAUUUUGUGUGUCUAGAUUCUAGAUCUAGAUCUAGAUCUAUUACUAGAAUCUAGAAUCUAUUAGAAUCUAAAGUCUAAACGUUGACGCAGAGGCUGAGGUUUGAUUCUAAUUCUGAAACUUUUAUUCUUCAACUUCAAGGAAUUGGAAACAAUCAUGGAUAACAACAGUAUUCACUAUGUCGAGAUCGGCAUUUCAGGAGGGUUCGCCACAGUUGAGAAUUUUAUUACAAAGUUUCCUUUUCACAUUGUUGCCAAGCGGUGUGGCUUAGGGGUUACUCAGUGGCUUGUUUGUUCCCGAACAAGCCUAAACAUACGAUUUGUCUUUACUGAAGUUAGUUGUCCUGAUCAAGUUGAAAACGAUCCUUAUUCAGUACUUUGGUGUGGAUCUAGAUCUAGACCAAGAUGGUCUGGAACUCAAAGUGGAAGAGCUGGUGAUGACAUGAAUAUUAGCGCUAAUCUCCCUCAGCCUCAAGAGGGCCUUCUGUCUCUGCGAGAUUCUGUUUUCAAUAUAGCUCUGGAGGUAAAAGGUAUCCAAUGUUUUGCUCAGAAACUGUCCCAAGAUGGUGUAGAAAUAGUGAAGGAACUAAAUACUGUGAGUGAUGAGAGUGGCCAAGUACAUCUUUUCAUAAUUAAGUCUGUUGUUGGAAAUGUGUUUCAUACAAUCAUUGAUUCCCAAAACUACCACGGACUAUUUCUUCCAGGAUUUGUUGCCUUUCGUGACACUCAUUCAUUGGCUUCGUGUUCUUUAGAAAAUGAUGAUGACAAUAUAUCCCACAUAGAUCACUUUACCUUUGCCUGUGAAGUUGGGUCUUCUAGAAGUAUAAUUGACUGGUAUGAAAAACACUUCUACAUGAAGCGAUUCUUCAUAAACAGAGAGGAAAGUGAAUCUGAGGGAUUUGUCAUCAGUGGAAAGGACAUAGGACUUCGAAUGAAAGCUUUGGAGUACUGGAAGUGUGCUGAAUUGGGCUUACAAUCAAACCCUAAUUGUGCUGUGCAAAGCUUCAAAGUUGUUAUUGCUGAAGCUUUACCUAAUCAAGGGCCCAAUCAAAUUGACACUUUUCUGUCGGAGCACGGUGGUCCAGGAAUACAGCACAUUGGUCUGCACACGUCCAGUAUGAGCGGCACCAUUAAAAAACUGAAGCUUCAUGGCGUUGAAUUUGCUGAGCCACCUGCAACUUAUUAUUCAGAAGUGGGAAGACUCCAUGACAUCUUAGGGGUUGGACAAGACGUGCAAGAACUUAAAGAGCUUGGAAUACUCAUUGAUACUGAGGAAGAAGGAGAAUGCUCGAAAAGUCCAAGGUACUUGCUUCAAAAGUUCACCAAACCACUCUUUGAUAGAGACACAUUUUUCUUGGAAAUCAUCCAGCGCAUUGGUGCCACUGGCUUUGGCUCUGGAAACAUCACAGCUCUAUGGAGAUCAGUUCAAGCUUACAUGAAUGAAAAACAUCAUCCUGAAAAAUCUUGAUUAUUGUAAUGUAUUAGUUAUUCACAAACCUAAGGCUUAAUCAUAUCCAAAACAAAAAAA
Molecule: messenger RNA, 2236 nt
Organism: Aplysia californica (California sea hare)
Lineage: Eukaryota; Metazoa; Mollusca; Gastropoda; Aplysiida; Aplysiidae
Product: 4-hydroxyphenylpyruvate dioxygenase-like protein
Exons: 5
Coding region: 866-2176 (436 amino acids)
Biological process (GO): aromatic amino acid metabolic process
Molecular function (GO): 4-hydroxyphenylpyruvate dioxygenase activity
Source: RefSeq, a predicted model, not a curated record